AUGACCGGUCUGGCACUGUCAUUGUUGGCAAGCACCGUCAUUGGUUCCCUCGCAAGUGUGAACAUGAAUGAAGUCAUCUCCACUGGUGGCGGCUUCGGAAGUCUCGACAGCGACAAAUCCGUACAGGAAGCUGUUGUUACUCUCGAGGACGGUGUAUUCGAUGUGAAGGAGAUGCCUCGUGACACUCCAUUCGCUGUUGCCUCCGGUCUCUAUACGGACACUCUCUAUGAGCUCGGUUGGGAUCAGCUCCAAUUGGACGCUGGUUCUGAUUACUAUUGCGAGAAGGAUAGGAUGUACGCCAUGGGUAUGUUGGAGUCUUAUUUCACCCACGACCGUAUCUACGAUUUCUGGCAGAACUUCAACCAUAAUGAUCUCGAGGGCAGCCCAGCUGGUGUGAAGCAGUGGUUCAAAGACCAGUGGGAAUUUGUGAAGAUUAUGACUCAGACCAGCAACGAUACUUUCUGGCAAAACAUGGCUCUGAUCGAGGCCCAAACUGAAGGGUAUAUUGAUGGUUAUCAGAAGUUCCACUCUGAAGGUAAAGAGAUCGAUCCUCUCGAUAUGUACAUCCUCCAGUCAUGGGGUGAUCUUGGUGAUGUACAGGAAGGCUUCCGUGCUGCUGCUAAGCAACCCGCUGAGGACCUCGCCACAGCUCCCGACGCCGAUGCUGAUUUCGAGGCUGGUCCUGGUACUCUGAGCCAUGGUAGUUGCACUGCCAUGAUCCGUCUUAUGGAUAAUGGCGAGAUUGGCUUUGCUCAUAACACUUGGCGUAGUUAUGAAGGUUUCAUUCGUGUGUUCAAGAGGAAUACCUAUCCUAAUGGUGUGACGGUGACUAUGAGUAGUACCCCUGGUCUUCUUCAUAGUAAGGAUGAUUUCUACGUACAAGAGAACGGCAAUCUGAUCAUCGCUGAGACUACCAACAGUAUGUACAAUCAGACGAUCGCCGCUACUCUGGCUACCAACCCUGAUGCUCGUCAUGUCUGCCUUUCUUGGCAGCAUGUUAUGUCGUCUACGAUCGCUUCAACCACUGCUCCUGAGUUCGUGGACAGCAUGGAGCCCUACAAUUCCGGUACCUACAACAACCAGUGGAUGGUUGUUGAUGUCGACCGUUUCCAUGAGGGUGCCACUGACGAAGUUGCUAUGAUUAUCGAAAUGUCAAUCGAUUAUGUUCAUAAGGGUGAUGUGUCCAGUGUGCUUCUCGAUAGGGGUUACUGGAAGUCGUACAAUAUCCCUUAUUUCCCCGAUGUAUAUGAGCAGAUGGCAUAUAACGAUUCUGAUAAGCAGAGCAGUUAUCAUCAGUGCGCUCGUAGUGAGAUCAGUGAUCGUGAUGCUCCUCAUCUGGCUAACUUGGGAGAUGUUAUGUACUUCUCGAGGUAUAAUGAGUACCUUACUGAUCCUAUUUCUGAGGGAUGCGCUCGUCUCUCAAUCGCCUCUCGUUAUGAUCUGAGCACCCAGGCGAAGUGUGGUGCCGGUGCUGGUCCCCAGGCUUUCGGUGCUAUCGAUGCUAAGGUUGUCGCUUCUAACGAUCUCACGACCGUUCAUGCUGUGUCUGGUCCUACCAGCGAUCCUGAGAAUGGCAUCCCAAUUUUCCAGUGGUCGACUUCUCCUGUUGAUGAUAUGAUCGAGCAUGUUGGUAUGCCUGAUAGUUAUGACUUCCCUUGGGUGAGGUUCAAUGGUGAGAGUUGGUCUCUAGAGGCCCUCGACGAUGCUGCUUGUGACCAUCCCGAUCAUAUUCGUAUGAACCCUCCAGCUACAACUACUACAACAACAGCUACUCCAACCAGCACUCUUCGUGGUGGUAACUAA
Messenger RNA from Perkinsus marinus ATCC 50983, 1803 nucleotides. RefSeq lists its product as hypothetical. Gene Ontology annotation, molecular function: glycerophospholipase activity. Lineage: Eukaryota; Perkinsozoa; Perkinsida; Perkinsidae. The transcript has a single exon. Bases 1 to 1803 code for a protein of 600 amino acids. Gene Ontology annotation, biological process: phospholipid catabolic process. The record is from RefSeq and is a predicted model, not a curated record. Gene Ontology annotation, cellular component: extracellular region.